UAAGUCGUGUAAUUGGCCGAGGAGUUCCGAGUAUAAGUGGCAGACGGUGCCCUACACUUUGGAAUAACCAUUAAAUGUUCUAUAUUAGUUAUCUGGUAUAUAAUCAUAUCACAAAAGAGGAAGUGGUCUACCCAGGAUAUUAUAAGAAGAAAUGGCAAGGGCUCUAAGAUCCAUUUCCAUAUUCUCCUGACUGGCAUGCAAGUCCUUCACCAUGUUCCACGCCCCGUCUCUGCUACGUCAGUGUCACAGACAGCUAGGCCUACACAUCCCCGAGGCCUACACAUCAACUUAUUCAUGUAUGUGGAGACUGUUUAAGAAACAUUUCUUGGCAUACAAUGGACAGAGAAGAUUACUUCAUUUCACAGGUACAGCUGGAAAAUAUAAAUCUCCUACGAAGACAUUAGUGAGCAGUGUCCUUGGUGAACUAAGGGAAAUGGACCCAAAUGUAAAAUCUCUGUAUGAGGGACUGUUGGAAGGCAAUCGGGCCAGUUUGGCAAAGGCCAUAACUCUUGUUGAGUCUGUUCAUCCAACACACCGAGAACAGGCCCAGGUUUUGUUGACAAAAAUAUUACAUCAUCAGAGAAAGCAGCAGAAGCACGCUUUAAAGGAUUCUACUUUUAGAAUAGGACUAACAGGCCCACCUGGUGCAGGGAAAAGCACGUUCAUUGAAUCUUUUGGCAAGUUUCUUACAGAUCAAGGUCAUCAUGUGGCUGUUCUAGCAGUGGAUCCAUCAUCUUCAACAACAGGAGGAUCAUUGCUGGGUGACAAGACUCGAAUGCCCGAGUUGUCACGUGACGAGAAGGCCUACAUUCGACCCUCGCCUGCCUGCGGUUCUCUCGGUGGCGUCACUCGGACAACCAACGAGGCAGUUGUCCUGUGUGAAGGAGGCGGGUACAACAUGAUACUGAUCGAAACAGUCGGUGUUGGCCAGUCUGAGUUUGUCGUAGCGGACAUGGUGGACCUGUUCUGCCUAAUUAUACCUCCAGCUGGUGGAGAUGAAUUACAAGCAAUUAAGAAAGGCAUCAUUGAAGUGGCAGAUAUAGUUGUUAUAAAUAAAAGUGAUGGUGAUCUUGUGCCAGCUGCCCGGAGGAUAAAAGCAGAAUAUACCAGUGCUCUCAAGUUCAUGAGGCGACGAUACAAAGACUGGAGACCUCAGGUGUGCAGGGUCUCAUCUAUCACCAAGGAGGGUCUGCCUGAUGUGUAUACCAAAAUGAACAGCUUCAAGGACACAAUGGUAAAAUCAGGAGAGUUUGCAACGAAGAGACAAAAGCAGCUCAAAGUGUGGAUGUGGAACCACUUGCAGCAAGAUGUGAUGAACCGAUUCAGAUCCAGUCCAUAUGUCCAGCAGAAACUGCCAGAGUUAGAAGAACUUGUCAUGAGAGGGGUCAUCACACCUGGGUUUGCGGCAGACCUCUUGCUGAAAGCCUUUGACAAACAGUCAUGAGGUCACUUUUUGAAAAAUAGAUGACAAAACCCCUGGAUUAAUUCUGGAUAGUGAAGUAAGGCAGUACAUAGCCUGAAAUAAGUGAAAUGGCAGUACAAAAUGAAUCAUUAAAAUAAGUGGCGUUGCAGUACAAAAUGAAUCAUUAAAAUAAGUGGCCUUGCAGUA
Molecule: messenger RNA, 1609 nt
Organism: Gigantopelta aegis
Lineage: Eukaryota; Metazoa; Mollusca; Gastropoda; Neomphalida; Peltospiridae
Product: methylmalonic aciduria type A homolog, mitochondrial-like
Exons: 7
Coding region: 212-1444 (410 amino acids)
Cellular component (GO): cytoplasm
Molecular function (GO): GTP binding; GTPase activity
Source: RefSeq, a predicted model, not a curated record